AUGGCAGCCGCCGCUGCCGACGACGACGUCAAGCUAGAAUCCUUCCUCCAAUGGCUCCAGGCCAACGGCGCCGACCUCCGUGGCUGCACGAUCCGCGCAUGCGGCGGCAAGAGCUUUGGCGUCUUCUCCACCGCCGCCCCGAGGCCGGGCGCCAACGACGGGGUGGCGAUGGUGGUGCCGCUCGACCUCGCCAUCACGCCGAUGCGGGUGCUGCAGGACCCACUCGUCGGCCUGCGGUGCCGCGCGCUUUUCGAGGAGGAGGGAGGCGUCGACGACCGCCUCCUCGUCAUGCUCUUCCUCAUGGCCGAGCACCGACGCCCUGGCUCACUCUGGAAGCCAUAUUUGGAUAUGCUUCCGACCACCUUCGGGAGCUCCCUUUGGUUUACUGAGGAAGAGCUUGCCGAACUGGAAGGGACGACUCUGCACCGGGCUACGGUGAUCCAGAGGAAGUCAUUGCAAUCCUCAUUUGAUGAGAAGGUUAAAGGACUCGUUGAGGAGCUUUUACAUGUCGAUGAAUCAGCAAGCUCAAUUGAAGUGUUGUUUGAGGACUUCCUUUGGGCAAACUCAAUCUUCUGGACUCGAGCACUGAACAUACCACUGCCUCAUUCUUAUGUUUUUCCGGGUUCAUGUGGCGAUGAACAAAUCGGAACCGGCAAUGAUGCUUGCUAUUCUGGCCCCCCUGCCCAACAGGAAAUUGACAUUACAGCUAAGGAUCAUAGUGCUGAUGAGAAUUCUAAAUCAAGUAACACAGAGUCAAUUUGGGUUGAGGGCCUUGUCCCAGGAAUUGAUUUCUGCAAUCAUAAUGUAAAGGCACUGGCAACAUGGGAAGUUGAUUCUGUGGGCAAUGUUACUGGAAUUCCUGCUUCAAUGUACCUCUUGCUUGCUGAUAAAAGUUCUGCUGAGGCUGGAGCAGAGAUCUGCAUAAACUAUGGCAACAAAGGAAAUGAGGAACUACUGUACCUCUAUGGAUUUGUGGUUGACAACAAUCCAGAUGAUUAUCUCAUGGUUCAUUAUCCUUUGGAAGCGCUUAGACAGAUCCAGUCUGCUGAUACAAAAAUACAGCUACUAGAGAUGCAGGAAUUUAUGAGUACUCUCUGGACGAUUGCCAUGCAAGAACAUGAGCUUGAACAAGUUGCUUCUUUACUUGGAGAGGUUGGAUCUAGUGAAGAUAGAGAAAUAUCUGAUGCAGAGAUCCAAAGUGCUAUUUGGGAGGUCUGCGGUGAUCAGGGUGCACUGGGUUUGCUUGUGGAUCUUCUUGGGGUCAAAAUGGCUGAACUUGAAGAGGGCUCUGGAACAGAAGCAUCUGACACUGAACUGCUUGAGCAGGUUGAUUCCAUUCAUGAAAGUGAUGAGAAGCACAAAAAGAAGUCAAAAAUAAAUUACCGUUCAUGUAUAGUGUACCGAAGAGGGCAAAAGCAGCUGGCAAGGUUGUUCCUGAGGGAGGCAGAGUAUCUUCUGGAGCUUUCUGCAAAAGAACAGACCUAA
Molecule: messenger RNA, 1485 nt
Organism: Miscanthus lutarioriparius
Lineage: Eukaryota; Viridiplantae; Streptophyta; Magnoliopsida; Poales; Poaceae
Source: the annotation of a GenBank genome assembly